CCGAUGUGUAUGCUUUUCCUGUGAUAGAGGAAAAGAUUUUGUUAGUGGAACGAAAAUAGAAAAAGAAAAACUGCAGACCACGAGAAGUGGGAAAGAGAAAAUGGGGAGCACGGGAGUGGAGACGGCAGAGUUUGUGAAAAUUACGCGAGCGGAUACGAUGGAUUAUGGAGCAUCUCAAUUCCGCCAACCAAUUCACGAGGAUGAAGGGAACAUGGCUGGUUUGUGCACAACCCUCCACAGACAUGUUGAAGUCAUUUCUCAGUAUCAGAGUUACUCUAAAUUUUCAACAAAAGACGAGCUUCAUCAUGAAAAGGUUGAUUGCUGCGGUGUAGCAGAAAAGGGAUAUCAGAGGUCGUGUUAUGGUUCUGGCAACAUCAAUGAAGAGAGUGGGGAGGCAUUCUCGUAUUUAUUUGAUUUAGAGCCUUCUAUGGUUAGGAGCAAAUGCUGUCCAACUGUGCUUCCGGUUACACAUUUUCCGUCCCCUCUAAUCUCCUGUGUGGAGAGUGUACCUCAAGAUGCGCAUGUUUCCCAUAUCAAUGUUGCUGAUUCAAAACAGGGACGUUCAAAUUUAUGCAACGAGCCAUCGGGAUCUAGGGUCCUGCAUGAUGUGCAUAUUUCAGGACGGUUGAUGGAGGAUUUUCUUGAACUUGCUAGAGAUAACACUAAAAAAGAUUUGGAGACAUGUGGCAUUCUUGGUGCUUUUCUUAAAGAGGGAACUUUCUAUGUAACCACUUUGAUAAUACCCAAACAGGAGUCAACUUCCAACUCUUGUCAGGCUGUGCACGAGGAAGAGAUCUUUGCCAUACAAAAUGAACAGUCCCUUUUCCCUGUUGGAUGGAUUCAUACGCAUCCUUCUCAAAGUUGUUUCAUGUCAUCAGUAGAUCUGCACACACACUAUUCAUAUCAGGUAAUGGUUCCCGAGGCCUUCGCCGUAGUAAUGGCUCCAACUGAUACCUCUAAGAGCUUUGGUAUAUUCCGAUUAUCCGAUCCAGGUGGUAUGAAUAUCUUGAAAGACUGUGAAGAAAAGGGAUUUCAUCAGCACGAAGGAUCAGCUGACGGGAGCCCCAUUUAUGAUCACUGCUCAAAUGUCUAUGUAAAUCCAAAUCUGAGAUUUGAAAUCUUCGACUUGCGAUGAUGUAAGAGGUGGAAGGAUAGGGCAGGUGAACAUGUGAUCUUGGUAUCAGCAUCUUGUAGACCUUAAAUAUGAGAACUUUUAUUCAGAUGUGCAUAUUAGUGUCAAUAACAUCAUCAAUAAUGAGGGAGUGGUUCCUAUCUGCAGAUGCGCCUAUUCGUUUUUCUUGACAAGGGCACCCAUGAGGGAGCUGACUCGAAUUCUGUUUGUAUGUCUGUAUGUAUGUAUGUAUGUAUGUAUGUAGGUAUGUGUAUAUAUUUGAAUUAGGGAUCUGCUAGAUGUAUUAUAGAUGGAAAAUGCGUUUUUGAUAAUGUUUAUUCUUGAUGAUUGCUGUUGA
Malania oleifera is the source of this 1469-nucleotide messenger RNA. Its product is annotated as AMSH-like ubiquitin thioesterase 2. The transcript has 11 exons. Gene Ontology annotation, biological process: protein K63-linked deubiquitination. Gene Ontology annotation, cellular component: membrane; endosome. The record is from RefSeq and is a predicted model, not a curated record. Bases 101 to 1135 code for a protein of 344 amino acids. NCBI's taxonomy places the organism in Eukaryota, Viridiplantae, Streptophyta, Magnoliopsida, Santalales, Ximeniaceae. Gene Ontology annotation, molecular function: metal-dependent deubiquitinase activity; K63-linked deubiquitinase activity; protein binding.